AUGCUGGCACCUGUUGCUGCUGCUGCUGCAGCUUCCUUGGGGGGCCCACUCGGCGCAGCAGCAGCAGCAGAUCGCCAGGGGGGGGGCUACUACUUUGCAACUUCUCUCCCCCCCACAGUUGUUACUUGCUGCUGCAGCGUGCGGCUGAGAUCCCCGUACACCCCAACUCUUGUCUUGGCCAGGCCCCGCUCUUUGGUUUUUUUGCACCCCAACUCCAAGAGCAGGCGCCGCCGACGCAGCAGCAGCAGCAGCAGCAGCAAGGAUCGGGGGUACAGCAGCCCGAGCGCCGGCGCCGACGCCUCCUGCUCUUCCCCCCCCGGAUCCGCCCUCACAGCAGCAGCAGCAGCAGCAGGAGAAGCAGCAGCAGCAGCAGAUGAGGGGGAGGAAGCUGGAUCCCCCUACUUCAGUCCUCCCGUGACGCUGCCGUGUCGUUCUGCUGUUGCUGCUCUUGCUGCAGUGCCGCGGGCGCCCCCCUGCGGCGCUGCUGCUGCUGUCUGUACACCUGAAGAAGACAAAGAUGAAGACAAACACAAGGAAGGACUUGAAGAUCUUUUAGUUUUGACAGACUGCCAAACCCUCAUGCUUCUUACCUACGACAGGAAGCAGCGCAAAGUCAUUCCCAUCGAGCUUUUCGACCUGCGGCUCCCUUGCUUCCGGAGAAUCAAGGGGAGGCCCUUGUUGGCCGUUUGUCCCCUCACAGGAGACAUUGCAAUUCACCAGUACGAGUUCAGGCUGCAGUACCUGCAGCGCCGCCGAGUCAGCAGCAGCAUCAGCAACAGCAGCAGCAGCAGUAGCAGCAGCAGCAGUAGCAGCAGGGAGCCAGACUGCAGCAGGGCGAAGCGAGUGAAGGAACAGGGACAGUCCCCGCAGUGGCAGCAGGCGAAGCAGGAAGGCUCGUCGUCUCAGCAGCAGCAGCAGCAGCAGCAGCAGGCAGCAGCAGAGAGUGCAGCAGCUCUUCCCCUGUACAACCCGCUGCGGGUGGUGUUCGUGCACGAGUUGGGAAUCCUGGACAUAGCCUUCGUGGCUCCGAAGAUGCGGCAGCAGCAGCUGAGCAGCAGCAGCAGCAGCCGGGAGGCGCUGUUUUCGGGCUGCGGGCGCGCAGCAGCAGCGGGAGAGGGCGUGUGGGGCAGCAGCAGCAGCGGGCAGUGCCAGCAGCUGGGGUGUCUGUACACCUGCAGCACCGUCAGCAGCAUGAGCUGCUCCUCCCCCAUUUGUCCUCCAGAUCGUUAUUUGCGGCUGCUGCACCUGCCGCAGGAAGAUGUACCCUUUAUAGACACAGACCCAAUUAGCUGCUGCUGCGGGGCCCCCCCGGGGCCCCUCCCGCUGCCGGGGGGGGCCUCCCGGCUGCUGCCGCUGCCGCUCCCCAUUGGUGGGGUUGUUGUGUUUUCCCCCAAAAGCAUAUCUUGGCUAGCUGCCCAGCCUCCCCACAGGGACAGAACUGCUGCCAAGAAGCACUUUGCUGCGGCGCCCUCUGGCAGCAGCAGCAGCAGCAGCAGCAGUAGCAGCAGCAGCAGCAGCAGCAGCUCCUUCGUCGGGAUUGGCCCAGCGGCUGCUGCUUCCGCCAGAGGCCUCAGCCCAGUUUGCUCGCAAACUACUUUUCCUGGCUGCGACGAUAUUGUUGCUGCUGCGCUUCUCUCGGGGCCUGCAGCAACGCUUUCUCCAGCAGCAGCAGCAGAGCAGCAGCAGCAGCAGCAAACCUGCGUCUUCGUCGCCGUCGACGCCAGGGGAAACGCGCUGCAGGCCGUCCUGCGUGUUUCGCCCCCGUCCGUCUCAGACAGCAGCAGCAGCAGCAGCGGCAGCAGCAGCAGCAGCAGCAUUGGCAGGUGGGACGACGUGUCUUUGUCUGUUUGCUUCCUGGGCCAUGCAUGCGAAACUUCUCAGCUGUCUCCUCUCGGGCCCCACACCUUCUUUGCUGCUUCCACCUGCAGCGACAGUUUGGUGCUGGACAUUAGAGAGCCAGCAGCAGAUGGUUUCUGCAGCAGCAGCAGCAGCUGCUGCAGCGGCUUAGGCCUGAGCCUGUCCUCUGACGAGGCAGGAGGCGUCGGCGCUGCUGCAGAGUGGCUGCAGCAGCCGCAGCCAGCAGAGCAGCAGCAGCAGCAGCAGCGGGGGCGUCUGCGAGUGCUGGAAGCCCUAAGUAAUUUGGGGCCAAUCGUAGAUUGCUGCAUAGCAGACUUUGAGGGCAAGGGACAAAGACAGCUGGCGGUUUGCUGCGGCAACGGCAGCAGCGGGGCCGUGCGGUUUGUACGAGAUGGCCUCUUUUUGCAUUCUGCUGGUGCUGCUGCACUGCAGCAGCCCGUGGAAGGUCUUUGGUGUUUGCGGCUGCUGCGAGGCGGCUCGCUGCUGCUGCUUGCUGCCGUUUCCACGCCGUGUCGCACUUUGCUGCUGCAGUGGAGGGGCAAGCCAAGUGCGAAGCCCGACGCAAGGGCUAUUGUGGCUUCCCGCAGCUGGAAGGAGACUGAGGACGGUGGGGAGAUUGAGGCGCUGGAGGGCCUGGGGGCUCUUGUCACUUCGCAGCCUUCACUUAUUUGCUGCCUUUUCAAGCCAGAAGAUGCAAACUCAGCAGCAGCAGCAGCAGCAGCAACAGACACGGAAACUGCAGAGGCAGGCCAACCCAUGGAACAGGAUGGAGAAGACUUCCCACGCGCGUCAGGGCGAGACUCUCCUUUAGUGGUUCUUCAGGUUUUGCACCGGGGGCUCUUGGCGCUAGAUGGCUGCGAGGCUUCGCUGGCGCUGCAGGCUGCGGUGUCUGUACACCUCACGGCGGCGGCCGGGGGGGGCCCCUUGCUGCAGCUGCAGCCUUGUGGCCCCAGUGCCUUGUUUGCUGCUGCUGCUGAGGCUGCGGAGUCGCGCAUCAGUGCUGCUUCCGUGGCUCCUGUGGCAGGCAUCGGGCGGGGAUCGGCUGCUGCUGCAGCGGGAGAUGUUCUGCUGCUGACUGUUGACACUGCUGCUGCUGCUCUCUCCUUCAGAAGCAGCAGCCGCAGUUUCUGCUGUCUCCAGACCAGGGACUUGAAUGAUGAGGCCUCUGCUGCGCAUGCAGCUCGGCUGGACAUUCCUGACCCAACAUCUGCAGCAGCAAGCGACGAGGCCGCUGCUGCUGCUGCACCUGCUGCUGCUUCCAUUUCCGUUGCCCUUGCUGCUGUGGGGUUGUUUGGGGAGGGCACCGUCCGUCUGCUGUCGCUGCCCAACUUGGAACAUCUCAUGACCGUUGAUGCAUGCAAGGGCGAGAUGGGCGCUUGGAUCGUCUCCACGCUGGUCUGCUGCAUGAGAGGCGUCGCUCUUUGCUUAGCUGGGCUUAGCAACGGCCGGGUGGUGCUGUUCCGUCUGGGCUUCGCGGCUGCGGAGCCAGCAGACAGCAGCAGCAGUAGCAGCAGCAGCAGCAGCAGCAGCAGCAGCAGCGGGAGUGCGCUUAUGACGGGGCACUUCGUGGACACAGGGUCAGCUAUCCGUCUGCGUCUGUCUUUGCUGUCGGGGCGAGUCUUUUCUGUGGGGGGUGGCCCUGUCCGCGUUGUGAGUCUUCCGCGGCUUCCAUUUGCUGCUGCUGCUGCUGCUGCUAAGCGCAAGGAGGAGCGCCGCCGACGCAGCAACAGCAAGGGCGAAAGGUCGAAGCUGCGCGCAGUCUCCCCUCGGCAGCGACUAAGUGCAGAAAUAGAGGCCCGCCAUGAUGUCUCUUGUGUCGUUUGCUGCUGCUCGAGCCCCACCAUCAUACACGUCUCUGCAGCAGGGAGCCUCACCUACAACCACGUUCCCUGCGUCUCGCUGCAGCACGUUGCUGACUUCAGCUGUGGGGCCACAGACCCCCAGCUGGGCCUGCUGUGGGUAGAAGGCGCUUCUGCUGUUUCCGCCGCAGCCGACAGCAGCAGCAGCAGUAGCAGCAGUAGCAGUGGGUGGUACCGUUCGCCGGUGGGCGGCCAGCAGCAGCAGCAGCAGCAGCAGCCACGGGCAGUGCUGCACGUGGGAGUGAGGGAACAGGCGCAGCGGCUGCACUCCCGCGUGCUGCCUGUGGGGCGCACUGUAGAUGCGCUGUGUCCAAUUGAGUCUGUCUCUGUGGUGGCUUUGGCCUGUCCUGCAGAAGUUGUGGAUGGCCGGGAAGAGCCCAGCUGCGUCUUAUUUGUGAAUCCCGUCACGAAAAAUGUCGAAGGCAAAUUCGUUUUGCCCCAGCCCACACAUGUGCCCUCGGCGCUGUGUCUGGGGCCCUCAGGGGUCCUAGGGGGGCCCCCUGGAGCUUCUUUCAACAGCAGCAUGGCAGCCAAAGGCCAGCUGGAGCAGCAGCAGCAGCAGCAGUUGCUGCCACGCAGCGAAAGCACUGCAGCUGCUGCUGCUUCGAGAGAGGCAGAUGCUGCUGCUGCGCUGCUGUGCGUGGGCACAGCUGAAGUUGUACUUAAUGACUGCGUCCCCCAAAAUGGUUGCAUUCAUGUUUUGAGGAUUUCCAGAGUUCACGGCAUGCUGGUCAUAGCUGAAGCAGCAGAACGCAUGCGCCUGCUGGCGGGAGUCCACGAACUCCGGGUCUUUGACGGCAUGGUCUUAGCUGCAUGCAACCACCAACUUCGACUGAUCAAACUGAGCCUCCCCGGAGACAGCCUCCAAGAGGAGCGCUCCUCAAACCGCGCAACGCAGCCGGAGCGCCGCGGCCAGCGCCGCAAGCAGCAGCAGCAGCAGCAGCAGCGAAGACGUGACGGCUCGAGUUUGAUGGACAUAGGGGAAGACAUGGACAAUGAUGGAGUGUCUCAAGACGAAAAAGAAGCAGUUGCUGCUGCAGCUGCGGACAAAGGCUUGGGUGCUCUGGGCCGCAUUCAGCUGCGUUGCAUUGCCACGUUUGCUGCCAGCACUUUCAUUGCCUCACUCGACGUCCUAGAAGACCGGCUGAUUUGCGUUGGUGACAUGAUGUCUUCUGCUUGCAUUGUAGAAUGGAGGCCCAGCGAAAAAGCGCUGCGCGAAGUCGCAAGGGAUAUGCGAUGUGCAUGGCCGCUGGGAGUCUCGCUCUUGAAUGGAGACAGCUGCCUGAUGUCUGAUGGAGAACAAAACUUGUGGGUGCUGCAGCGGGCGGUGCCUGAGGGGGCCCUCAAAGGCCUCUGCUGCGGGCGUGACGGAGAGGCGCAGCAGCGCCCUGCUGCCGCUGCUGCCGCAGCAGAGAGGCAGCAGGACGAAGACACGGCCGGCGGCAGCGGCAGAAACCGUCAGCAGCAGCAGCAGCAGCAGCAAGCGGGUGCUGCUGCUGAGACUGCUUCAGGGUUCAGUAUGAGUGAUGCGCAGCGCUUUCGACUCUCGCCUUCUGCUGCGCUUCAAACUCCAGUUUCCCUUAACAAAUUCGUCCACGGAGGCAUCAGCGUACAAGUUACUGAGGGGCUGCUGUGGGGACCUUCGAGUGAGCAGCAGCAGCGGGAGCAAGGCCCCCCAGCAGCAGCAGCUACGUCAGCAGCAAGCGAGGAGGUUCUAGGUGGGUUGCUAGAGGACGCGCACGAGGGUCUGAUGCUGGGUUUGUCUGGAUCGAGCAGCAGCAGCGGGUGCAGCAGCGGCGGGUGCAGCAACAGCAACAGCAGCAGUGGACAGCCGCACCAGAAGUCGGCUUCGCUCUGUUGCCCCUCGUACACUCGCACUUGGGUUUCAGCUGAAGGCAGCAUUGGAGUUGUUUUGAAACUGAGAGACCCUGAAACUUUCGCAAAGAUGGCGGUGGUGGAGGAUGCUGUUGGGUACAUCAUGGAGUGGAUCGGGUUUCGUGGGAGAUCACCUGGGCAAGGGUCGAGUCCGUAUAAGGGUUUUGUAGACGGAGAUAUGUUAGAGCAGUUGCUGCUGCUGCGGCCAAGAGAACAGCGGGAGGUGUACAAGCUGGCUAGAGUCACUGCAGAGGAAAUCGGCUUGUCGCUGCCCUCCCUAGAUGAACUGCUACUGCAGAUUGAGCACCUGCGGCAGCUGCAUUGA
This is a messenger RNA of Eimeria tenella, 5916 nucleotides long. RefSeq lists its product as uncharacterized. The transcript is spliced from 14 exons. The coding region runs from base 1 to 5916 and encodes 1971 amino acids. NCBI's taxonomy places the organism in Eukaryota, Apicomplexa, Conoidasida, Eucoccidiorida, Eimeriidae. Gene Ontology annotation, cellular component: nucleus. The record is from RefSeq and is a predicted model, not a curated record. Gene Ontology annotation, molecular function: nucleic acid binding; protein binding.